CCCAUCUUGAGUCGCUCGCUUGAUCGUCAGCAAAAUUUCUUUCUCACCAUGGCGGAUCAGACGGAGCGUGCUUUUCAAAAGCAACAAGCCAUUUCAUUGGUUGGUAAAAAAUCAUUGAAACAAAAAACCCGUAAAUCUGUUGUACGUUACACACGUAAUGUCGGACUUGGGUUUAAAACACCCCGUGAGGCAACUGAGGGCACUUAUAUAGAUAAGAAGUGUCCGUUCACGGGCAAUGUAUCAAUCCGUGGACGUAUACUUACUGGUGUAGUCCAGAAAAUGAAAAUGCAACGUACCAUUGUCGUAAGACGUGAUUUUCUGCACUAUGUGCGUAAAUACAGUCGUUUUGAAAAACGUCAUCGUAACAUGAGUGUGCAUCUUAGUCCAUGCUUCAGAGAUGUUGAAAUUGGAGAUGUUGUAACCAUUGGUGAAUGUCGUCCAUUGAGUAAAACCGUACGUUUCAAUGUUUUGAAAGUAUCGAAAAGUACAAGCUCCAAAAAAAGUUUCAAAAAGUUCUAAAAACAUUCAGAACAUGUUCAAUGUCGAGGACUAAAGUGAUUACUCCAUCUCAAUCACUAAUAAUUUAUAAAAAAAAGUUAUAAUAAAAAUUAAAAAAAAAUUAAA
Microplitis mediator is the source of this 624-nucleotide messenger RNA. It is a transcript of the gene RpS11, whose product is annotated as 40S ribosomal protein S11. The record is from RefSeq and is a predicted model, not a curated record. Gene Ontology annotation, cellular component: cytosolic small ribosomal subunit; ribosome. The transcript is spliced from 5 exons. Gene Ontology annotation, molecular function: structural constituent of ribosome. Gene Ontology annotation, biological process: translation. Bases 49 to 519 code for a protein of 156 amino acids. NCBI's taxonomy places the organism in Eukaryota, Metazoa, Arthropoda, Insecta, Hymenoptera, Braconidae.